This is a messenger RNA of Trichoderma harzianum CBS 226.95, 1341 nucleotides long. RefSeq lists its product as hypothetical. Gene Ontology annotation, molecular function: nucleic acid binding. The coding region runs from base 1 to 1341 and encodes 446 amino acids. Gene Ontology annotation, biological process: methylation. The record is from RefSeq and is a predicted model, not a curated record. Lineage: Eukaryota; Fungi; Ascomycota; Sordariomycetes; Hypocreales; Hypocreaceae. Gene Ontology annotation, cellular component: cytoplasm. The transcript is spliced from 4 exons.
AUGGAUUUCCUCAUCAAGUUUGCUUCCGAGCACGAGUCCUUUCGAGUACCCGAAAUCGAAGCCCUCGCAAUCAUCGAAAACCUAGAUCUCAAAAUCAAAGAAUACGACCGCGAGUCUCCAUUCUGCGUCGUCCAACUCCCCUCAGUAGACGACGCAAAGAAGCUCCUCCGGCGCUCCGUCCUCGCCCACUCAAUACACGAGCUCUGGGGAACCGCCAACACCCUCGACGCCCUCCACGAGGUGGUCAAGUCGCAAACCUCCCACCUCUGGCCCAAAUACAAAGACUCCUCGUUCAAGUUCGUCGUAGACUCGUUUCAAGGCGCGCACACCAACAAGGAGCGCCUCGCCCUCAUCGACACGUUCAGCUACCUCCCCUUCGACGGGCCCAUCCGCAUGUCCAACCCAGACGACACAUUCACCCUCUUCGAGUUCUGGCCCUUUAACAGCGUCCCCCUGAAAAUUCAGCACCCGGAUAGCGUUCGCCUGGGCCGCUUCGUCGCUACUUCAGCCCGCGACAUCGUCCACAGGUACGACCUCAAGAAGCGCGAGUACAUCUCCACCACGAGCAUGGACGCAGAGCUCUCCCUCGUCACGGCAAACAUCGCCCUCGCCGGCCCGGGGAAGCUCUUCUACGACCCUUUUGUCGGCACGGGGUCCUUCCCCAUUGCCUGCGCCCACUUUGGCGCCAUCGGCUGGGGCAGCGACAUUGACGGCCGUAGCAUGCGCGGUGAAGGUAACAAGAAGAAGAGUUUGCCGGGCAACUUUGCCCAGUACGGACUCAAGCCCCAGCUGGGCGGCUUCUUCUCCGCAGACUUGACAAACACGCCCAUCAGACGGAGGAGGAUCUGGGAUGGCAUCGUGUGCGAUCCUCCAUACGGAGUGAGGGAAGGAUUAAAAGUCCUGGGGCUGAAGAAUCCUGAAAAUGCCACAUGGCUUAUUGAGCUCGGAAUAAACGAGUGGGAAUCACCCGACUACGUCCCUCCAAAGAAGCCAUACAGCUUCCUAGCCAUGCUCGACGACAUCCUCGCCUUCGCCGCAGAUACAUUAGUCGACAACGGCCGUCUAGCGUUCUGGAUGCCCACGGCAAAUGACGAAGAGCAAGAGAUCCCCGUCCCCACACAUCCCUGCCUCGAAGUAGUCGUAGUCUGCGUCCAAGUCUUUAACAAAUGGUCACGAAGGCUGAUAACCUACCGGCGUCUGCCAGAUUCCCAAGUGUCAAGCACUGACCUAGAAGCACACGAGAAGAAAAGGCUUGAGGCGGCAGCCGCACACACAGGCACAACAGCAGACGACCUCAACCCGUUUCGACGAGGUUAUUUUAGAAAAUUUGAGGCUGAAUAA